CCGACUUCAAGGAGGGGCGAGCGACGGUGAGCGCCGAACAGGCUUGCAUCCAGGGGUCCUCCUUCUCUAUUGCACCGCGAUGUGGCCGUAUUACAUCGCCAUCGCCUCCGUCUUCGCCGCAGCCCUCUUCAUGCGCAUGGAGGCGCAGCAGCGCGGCGGCGCGGCCAAGGAGGCGGCGGCGGCUCGAAAGACAACGGCUGCCGCGCCGCCCAAGGAGGAGGUGGAUGAGGCGGAGCCGAGCGCGCUCAUCAAGGCGCACGCGCUGAGCGGGUACGCCUACCUCAUCGCCCGCGGCAAGGUCCUCGACCUCGUCGAGAAGCUCGUCGCCUUCCUCUUCUUUUGGCGACGCGCGGCCAGCGCCGCCCGCGGCAACACGCCCUCGGGCCAGCGGGUGGGACCGCCGAUCUGGACGGGGUGGCAGAUAUUUUACACGAAGCGGUUGUACCAGCGCAUCGUCGACUGCUGGAACCGGCCCAUCGCGGGUAUGGCCUCCUCUUCGAUUGACGUGUGCGAUCGCGCGCGCGACGGCAACGGCGAUGCGGCGGUCCUCGUCGACGUCAACGGCAACGGCAAAGGGGUGCUCGUCAUCUCGGACACGCUCAACCACGCAUCCAUCGUCGAGGGUGUGCGGGGCUCGGGCGCGCGCGUGCAACCGUUCGUGCACAACGACAUGCACCAGCUCGAGGCGAUCCUGGCGCGCGCGACUGAGCAGGGGCAGCCCGACGGCACGCCGUGGCGCAAGAUCAUCAUCAUCGUCGAGGGCAUCUACUCGAUGGAGGGGCAGUUCUGCCGCCUGCGCGAGGUGGUCGCGCUCAAGAAGAAGUACCGCGCGUACCUCUACCUCGACGAGGCGCACUCGGUCGGCGCCGUCGGCCCGCGCGGCCGGGGCGUGACGGACCACCUCGGCGUCCCGACCGCUGACGUUGACAUGAUGAUGGGCACUUUCACCAAGUCGUUUGGCUCGGUGGGUGGCUACAUAGCCGGCUCGCGCGACAUGGUCGAGGCGCUGCGCCGCCACUCGGCUGGCUCGCUGUACGCGCCCGCCAUGUCGCCGCCGGCUGUCCAGCAGGCCCUCUCUGCGCUGCGCGUCAUCAUGGGCUCCGACCCGUCCACGGGCGACCUCGGGCAGCGCAAGAUCAACCAGCUGCGCGAGAACUCGAACAUGUUCCGCAAGGGGCUCCUGGCGAUGGGGUGCCGCGUGCUCGGCGACCUCGACUCGCCCAUCACGCCCAUCAUGCUCUACCACCCCGAGAAGAUCUCGGGCUUCUCGCGCAACUGCCUCAAGCGCGCGCUGGCCGUCGUCGUCGUCGGCUUCCCCGCGACGCCGCUCCUCCUCUCGCGCUCCCGCUUCUGCAUCGCCGCCUCACACACGCGCGACGAGCUCGAGCACGCGCUGCGCAUGGUCGAGUCGGCCGGCCUCGAGACGGGCGUGCUCUACGACCGCGCCACGGCCGCCGCCGCGCUCGCGCGCGGCGAGGACCUGGACCAGCUCGCCAUCGAGCGCAAGCAGGAGCUGCACAACGCGCCGCUCGAUGCGCCCGGCUCGGUCACCGCGUGGGUGCCCGAGCCGCUCGUCUCUGCGGCGCCCGACGGCGAGACGCCGCGCGACGAGGUCUUCAAGCAGGCGGCGGCGGACGCGCUGCUCAAGGUGCCCGGCGAGCUCGACUUGCGCCGCACUGAUUUCCUCCGCAUGACGGUCGACCCGCGCACCAAGAGCGCCGCCGAGGCCGCGCUGUACAAGUACGGGUGCGGCACGUGCGGCCCGCGGGGCUUCUACGGCACGCUCGACGCGCACAUCCACAUCGAAAAGGCGCUCGCGACCUUCCUGGGCACCGAGCGCGCCAUCAUCUACUCGUUUGGCAUCGCCACCAUCUCUUCGGUUGUGCCCGCUUUCGUGCGCAAGGGCGACCUCCUUUUCGUCGACGACGGCGUCCACUUCACUGCCGCCGUCGGGACGCGGCUGGCACGCGGCUCCGUCCGCCCCUUUGCGCACAACGACGUCGCGGCGCUCGAGGCGGCGCUCGCGGCGCAGGCGCGCGCCGACGAGACACUGCCGCCCUCCAAGGUGGCGCGCCGCUUCGUUCUCGUCGAGGGACUCUACAUGAACUCUGGCGACGUCGCGCCGCUGACGGCCAUCCUCGAGCUGCGCAAGAAGUACGGGUUUUACCUCAUCGUCGACGACUCGCUCGGCUUCGGCUCGCUGGGCGCAACGGGCCGCGGCGCGCCAGAGCUGUGCGGCGUGCCCCCCCACGAGAUUGACCUCUACGUCGGCUCGCUCGAGCACUCACUCGGCUCCGUCGGCGGCUUUUGCGCCGGCUCGGCGCCGAUGGUGUCGCACCAGGUCCUCUCGGGCUCGGGGUAUUGCUUCUCAGCGUCGCUCCCCGCGUACGCCACCAUCGCGGCACACGAGGCGCUGCGCAUCAUCGACGCCGAGCCGGAGCGGCCCGCUCGACUCGCGGCCGUGUCGGCCGCCAUGGCAUCCGCGCUGCAGGAGGCGGUGGCGCCGUUGCCACACAUCGAGCUGCGGGCCUCUACCGACUCGCCGAUUGCGCAGGUGCGGCUCACGCCGCUCGCGCGUUCGGUGCUCACGCCGGCGCAGCAGGAGGCGGCGCUGCGCCGCGCCGCGGCCAAGGUAUCGGCCAGUGAGGGCGGCAUCGCCAUGCAGCUCGUCCGCCACUCGGCGCAGGCGCACGUGCAGGCGCCGCAGCCGGCGGCAUUGCGGCUGACCGCUCAUUGCGACGUGCGUAUCUCGGCGCUGGCGCCCUCGCUCCGGGUGUUGGCCGAGGCGCUUUCGGCUGAGCUCAGCGAGCAGUCGGUUGCGGCGAAGUUGCAGGCCGCGGCGAGCGAGGUGGUCAAGCCCAAGCUGCUCGAUUCCAAGGCGCUCUCGUCCGACGGGGUUGCCGCGGAGGCGGCGACAGCGCGCACGCUCGACAAUGUGCCCGUCAAGGGGAACGUCUCCGUGGCGCUCGAGUCGGAGGUGCCCAACGUGACCGUCCCGAUCGUGCUCCUCGUCAACGUCUUCCGGCAAACGGUGCGGCGGUACAUCCAGCGGCAGAUGGAGCUGCACGAGCUCGCGCUGAUGCCGCCGCUGCACAAGCUGCGCAACGCCGGCCUCAACUCGCCGCUCGCGCGCCGCCUCUUCGCGUGCGGCCAGCUGCUCGGCGCCGAGACGUUUUACUUCUUUAUCAUCCCCAUGCUCUCGUGGUCCGCCUCUCCCAACGCGCACCCUCCCAUGUUUGUCACCUUCUUCGCCGUCAACAUCUACAUUGGCAACUGGCUCAAGAACUUCUUUGCCCUUGCGCGGCCGCUCGGAGCGGCGGGCUCGGCCACUGCGCACUCCACCUCCGAUUUCGGAUGGCCGUCGAUGUACCUCGUCAACGCCGUCGCCCUCCCUUUCUUUGCGAUGCGCUAUUGGUACGGCGGCUUCGGCUCGGGCACCCCGUUCUCGGAGCAGAACCAGCUCGCCACCUUCGUCUCUUACCUGCUCGCCUUCCUGUGGGUGGCCGUCAUCGCCUUUGCGCGCCUUUUCUCGGGCGCCUCCUCGCCCGCCGACGUCCAGGGCGGCAUGCUCGUCGGCGGCGUCCUCGUGCGCGCGUGGCUACCCAUUUGCGACUCGGUCAACGACUGGAUCGUCUCGCCAAACUCGUACCUGCUUGGCCUGCCACAAUGGGCGGCCCUCGUCGUCGGAGGGGUCCUCCUCCUCCUCGUGCACCCCUUCACCGCCACCGAGCCGCGCUCCUGGUCCGCCUUCGGCUACUCCUUCAAGGCGAUUGCCUUCGGCAUCUGCUUCAUCAUCGGCGCCAACGGCGCCGCCACGCUCGGCGUCAACGACUACUUCCUCGAUCCGGCGCAGCCGGACCUCGCCCGCGCCUUCAUGCUGCGGCUCACCCUCGCCAACACAGUGCGCCUGGUCGCUCGCAACCUGCUCGGCUUCGCGACGCUGCUUGCGCUGUGGCAUAGCACCAAGUUUGUCUCGCUCCUCGUCGAGAGCCAGGUGCUCAAGCUCCUGCCCCCGACCAAGGCGCCGUUCCCCAAAAUGUUGCGGCACGUCAUCAUGUUUUCUUCCAUGGGGUUCGCGACCUCGCUUGGCCUGCCCCUCGUCUUCCGCUCCCUCGAGAUCUGAGCUUGUGCCGCGUCCCUCAUCGCGAGCAAUCGCGCCGCCGCGCUUUCUUGGGUCGUGCUCUGCUCUUGUCCCCCCAAUUGUUGGGGGGAGAGAUAUAAGAACUCAAGUUCGUGCUGUGCUGUGGUGUCUGGUCUCUCUGCCUCCCUAGAGCUCGCUCCGUUUAUAGGCAACAGCCAACUCAGCCAGAACGGCGCGCACCACUCUGAAAGUGAAACUCGCUGUCGGUCCGCGGUGAGAACAGAUGCAGAUGGAGUUGGACGGAGAGCGCGCGCGUGCUGGAGGGAGCUGGUGCUGGAGGCGCCGCCCCCCGCCGCCGGGCCCAGCGAGAACGCACACUAAAAGAGGAGGGG
This is a messenger RNA of Emiliania huxleyi CCMP1516, 4473 nucleotides long. RefSeq names its product serine palmitoyltransferase (gene SPT). Lineage: Eukaryota; Haptophyta; Isochrysidales; Noelaerhabdaceae. Gene Ontology annotation, biological process: sphingosine biosynthetic process; ceramide biosynthetic process. The record is from RefSeq and is a predicted model, not a curated record. The coding region runs from base 80 to 4123 and encodes 1347 amino acids. The transcript has 3 exons. Gene Ontology annotation, cellular component: serine palmitoyltransferase complex. Gene Ontology annotation, molecular function: pyridoxal phosphate binding; serine C-palmitoyltransferase activity.